AUAGACAUAACCUCACUUUAACACUCAAUUUCGGCAAGAAAAGGACUGAAGAGCCUGUAAUAUCUUCAUUUUUUCAAAGUAUGAUACGCUUACCAACAACAAUGAGCUGUGUGGCGUUCCCUCGAAAGAUGCUGAUGAAAAAUUCUAUGAAAAACUGUAGUCGAUUCAUUUCUUCUCAAACAAAUUAUGAUAUUGUUAUUGUUGGUGGGGGACUAGUUGGAGCAACUCUUGCAUGUGUCUUAGGAAAGAACAGUCGCUUGUCUGAUAAAAGUAUAUUGUUAUUAGAAGGUUCGAAAAAAAGGGACUGGAAGCUGCCAGAACUAUAUAGUAACCGUGUCUCAUCAUUGAAUCAAGCUACUUAUAAUCUAUUAAAUGAAAUAGGAGUUUGGAGGCACAUACAGUCUUCAAGAUAUGGCACAGUAAAAAGAAUGCAGAUUUGGGAAGCGAAUUCCGAAGCUGUCAUUAAUUUCAAAGGGGACUAUUCAGAUGAGAAUCUGGCCUACAUAGUAGAGAAUGAUCUCACACUGCACAGCGUAUAUAAAGAACUUGAGAAUUCGAAUGUUAGUGUACUCAAUGAAGCUUCUCUCCAAGAUUUGAAAUUAUCAAAGGGUACUGAAAGUCAUCAGUUAACAUUGAAAGAUGGUUCUGUGUUCGGUGCUAAAUUAUUGGUGGGUUGUGAUGGGUACUCUUCGCAAGUUCGUCAAAAGAUCGGAGUACAUUAUGUUUCUCAUAGCUAUGGACAAAUGGGAGUUGUAGCAACUUUGGAAUUAGAAGAGCAAUGCGACAACACAACAGCGUGGCAAAAAUUUCUACCAACAGGACCAUUAGCUCUACUUCCGCUCAAUGAUAAAUUUAGCUCUUUAGUUUGGACCACCACGCCACAACACGCAAAAAAGUUGCUGGCCCUAACGGAUCAAGAUUUUACAGACGAACUCAAUUAUCACCUGUAUAAUAGUCCAAAAAGUAAUGUCAUAGUAGAAAAGAGUUCGAGGGUUUUCGACCAAUUACUUCAUGCCUUGAACUGCCCUUCAACCAAGGAUAGUCAACUACCACCAAAAAUCGCCAGAUGUCAGGAACGUAGCAGAGCUUCAUUUCCCUUGGGAUUUGGUCACGCAACCAAUUAUGUGCAAAAAGGGGUGGCUCUGGUGGGAGAUGCCGCACAUAGGGUACAUCCAUUGGCUGGUCAAGGUGUGAAUCUAGGUUUUGGAGAUAUAUCCUGUUUGAAUGGAGUUUUGGGUGAGGCAGUUUACGCUGGAAGCGAACUUGGAGACCUAUUAUAUUUGAAAGAAUACGAAACCGAACGACAACGCCAUAAUGUACCAACUAUGUUGGCCAUUGAUGGACUAUAUCGACUUUAUGGAACAGAUUUUCCACCUGUAGUUUUAUUGCGAAGUUUGGGUCUACAAGCUGUAAACGCCCUGUCGCCGCUGAAGGGUUUAUUGAAGAAUCAUGCUGCUUCAUAAUGUCUCCGGGAUAAUGAAAAUGAAAUCGUUACUCAAGUGUUUCCAACUGGUUAUGGAUGUUGAUCCUUUCUUUUUAUUUUUUCUGUUAACCUAUCUAUUUGAAUCCAUAUGAAAUCAUCAACCACAAUGACAAAUGGAGGUUUUGAGUAUGAAGAGGAGCCAAAGUAUUAUUUUUAUUUUAUGUGUGGUUCAGUGGAAUAUUGCGGAACAAGAAUUUUAUCACUUUAUAAUUGAUAGGGAAACAAUGUUUCAUCUAAGUGCUCGAACUCUCCAUCAGGAAGCUGUUUAUUCGAUACAAGAAUUGAAUCUGUGAAGUCCCAAUGAGAACAGUCUUGGAAGAGUGUGUUUUUCCAUUAUUUAAUGUAACUACUUCAAAGUUCUAUAUUGUGCCUUGAUUUUGAAAUAAAGUGAAACUCGUUAUUAAUUUGAUUAU
This is a messenger RNA of Coccinella septempunctata (seven-spotted ladybird), 1896 nucleotides long. RefSeq names its product ubiquinone biosynthesis monooxygenase COQ6, mitochondrial (gene Coq6). Gene Ontology annotation, cellular component: mitochondrion. The record is from RefSeq and is a predicted model, not a curated record. Gene Ontology annotation, biological process: ubiquinone biosynthetic process. Lineage: Eukaryota; Metazoa; Arthropoda; Insecta; Coleoptera; Coccinellidae. Bases 81 to 1463 code for a protein of 460 amino acids. Gene Ontology annotation, molecular function: 2-octaprenyl-6-methoxyphenol hydroxylase activity; FAD binding; oxidoreductase activity, acting on paired donors, with incorporation or reduction of molecular oxygen, NAD(P)H as one donor, and incorporation of one atom of oxygen. The transcript has 10 exons.